Molecule: messenger RNA, 3725 nt
Organism: Polistes dominula (European paper wasp)
Lineage: Eukaryota; Metazoa; Arthropoda; Insecta; Hymenoptera; Vespidae
Product: vesicle-fusing ATPase 1
Biological process (GO): SNARE complex disassembly; Golgi to plasma membrane protein transport; intra-Golgi vesicle-mediated transport
Cellular component (GO): Golgi stack
Molecular function (GO): ATP binding; ATP hydrolysis activity
Source: RefSeq, a predicted model, not a curated record
ACUUUUGUGUAGACAAUAGCGGUAGUCCUACUCGCCUGCAUUGCAGGUUUCAUACUACGUAGGGGCCUGAGCUUACACGUUUCUGUCAAAAAUAACGUCAUUCACGAUGCGCAUGAACGCAUUGAGAUGUCCUACUGACGAGCUUAGUCUCACCAAUUGUGCUAUCAUUAAUCCUGAUGAUUUUCCAGAAGAUGUCAAACACAUUGAAGUAAUUACCGACCCGAAUCAUCAUUUUGUCUUUACUGUAAAACGUCAUCAGGAUGUACCUAAUGGAGCAGUCGGAUUUAGCUUACCUCAACGCAAGUGGGCUACUCUAUCUCUUGGACAAGAGAUCGAAGUUCGACCUUAUUACUUUGAUCCGACAUCCAGUUCAGAAUGCUUAUGCAAUAUCACCUUGGAAGCUGACUUUUUACAAAAAAAGUCUACAUCAUUGGAACCAUAUAAUACAGAUGAGAUGGCCAAAGAUUUUCUUUUACGCUUCUCGGGACAGGCAUUCACCGUUGGUCAGCAGCUGGUAUUUCAGUUUAAAGAGAAAAAAAUGCUUGGCCUUGUAGUUAAAAGUUUAGAAGCUGCUGACCUUUCUGCGCUUAAAUCAGGACAGAAUCCAACGCCUAAGAAAACAGAAAUGGGUCGUUGCUUGGGUGAUACCAUGAUACAGUUUGAAAAGGCUGAAAAUUCCAGUAUAAAUCUGAUUGGAAAAGCAAAGGGAAAAGUAGUUAGACAGUCAAUUAUUAACCCAGAUUGGGAUUUCCAAAAGAUGGGGAUUGGUGGUUUAGAUAAGGAAUUCAGUGCUAUCUUUAGAAGAGCAUUUGCAUCAAGAGUUUUCCCCCCAGAAAUUGUAACUCAAUUGGGUUGCAAACACGUUAAGGGUAUUUUACUUUAUGGCCCACCAGGAACAGGAAAAACAUUGAUGGCAAGACAAAUAGGUAACAUGUUGAAUGCAAGAGAGCCAAAAAUUGUUAAUGGUCCACAAAUUUUGGAUAAAUAUGUUGGAGAAAGCGAAGCUAACGUUAGACGAUUAUUUGCCGAUGCGGAAGAAGAAGAAAAGAGGCUUGGUCCAAACAGCGGAUUACACAUUAUCAUUUUUGACGAAAUCGAUGCUAUUUGUAAGUCUAGAGGCAGCGUAGCUGGUAAUACAGGAGUACAUGAUACGGUUGUCAAUCAGUUACUUGCAAAAAUUGAUGGCGUCGAACAAUUAAAUAAUAUACUUGUUAUUGGUAUGACCAAUAGACGAGAUAUGAUUGACGAAGCUCUAUUACGUCCUGGUCGAUUGGAGGUACAAAUGGAAAUCAGUUUACCUGAUGAAAAUGGAAGAUUACAAAUUCUUAACAUUCAUACAUCUAGAAUGAAGGAUUACAAGAAAAUAUCACCAGAUGUAGAUUUAAAAGAAUUAGCAACAAAAACGAAGAAUUUCAGUGGUGCUGAACUCGAAGGUCUAGUAAGAGCUGCACAAAGUACAGCCAUGAACAGAUUAAUCAAAGCUUCUAGUAAAGUCGAAGUAGAUCCAGCUGCAAUGGAAAAACUUAUGGUUUCUAGAAGUGACUUUUUACACGCUCUUGAAAAUGACGUUAAGCCGGCAUUUGGUACAAGCGCGGAAGCUCUUGACCAUUUACUUAUUCGUGGCAUUAUUAAUUGGGGAAGACCGGUUACCGAAAUUCUAUCAGAUGGUUUGCUUUAUAUACAAGAAGCACGCGCUGCAGAAGGUUCAGGUCUUGUCUCGGUUCUCUUAGAAGGACCUCCUAACAGUGGAAAAACAGCUCUUGCAGCACAAAUUGCUAAAAAUUCCGACUUUCCAUUUGUUAAGGUUUGCACUCCAGAAGAUAUGGUUGGAUUUACCGAAUCAGCUAAAUGUCUAUUAAUACGGAAGGUAUUCGAUGAUGCAUAUCGUUCGCAACUCAGUUGCAUUUUGGUUGACAAUAUUGAACGUUUAUUAGAUUAUGGUCCCAUCGGGCCACGUUAUUCGAAUUUAACGUUGCAAGCGCUUCUUGUUUUGUUAAAGAAGCAACCACCACGUGGUCGUAAAUUAUUGAUUCUUUGCACUUCAAGUCGCAGACAAGUAUUAGAUGAUAUGGAAGUAUUGUCAGCAUUCAGUAGUACCAUUCACGUACCUAAUUUAUCUACACCCGAACAUCUUUUGAAUGUCUUAGAAGAAGUAGAUUUAUUCUCGAAGAAAGAAAUGGCAUCUUUACAUGGAAAACUUCAAGGGAAACGUAUAUUUAUCGGUAUAAGGAAAUUAUUAGGCCUGAUAGAUAUGGCUCGUCAAGUAGAGCCCAGCUACAGAGUACCAAAAUUCCUCUCGAAAUUAGAAGAAGAAGGUGGAUUAGAAUAAAAAUAAAACAAUAACACAACAAAGAAACUAUAUAUUCUGAAUUCUAACUGUGUAGUAUUCAUAGGUAUUUUUUUGCAACGAGGAGGAGACAAAACUGACAAGAUCAGUAACGCUAACAAUUUAAUAUAUCUUUGUAAAAUGGUUAUUAUGAUGCAUUAGCAAAAGUUAACAAAUAUCUUCCAUCUUAAAUGGUAUUAUCUAUUUUUGAUACCAUUUAAACGAAAGGAUGUAGAUAUAUUUAUAUUUAUUUGAAGUUAAUUUCAUUUUAUAGGACUGCCAUCAUCUCUCGGUCAUACAGAUUCUGGCUUCCAAAGUCGAUCACGUUUUGAAGUAACGUUUAUGUUUUAUUAUGUCUCCUAUAAUAUAUUUUAUUUUUACAUUCCUAGAAUAUAUGAUUUGUGACGUAAUAAAUAAUAUCGAUAAAGUUUGAUAAUAAUCAUUUAUAAGAACAUUAUAAGUACUUCCGGAAAGUAUUUUUUUAUAUCUCUGUUUAUCAGAUGACCUUUUAACUUGCAGUGAUUAUUCAUCGGCAGAAAUAAAUGUUGUAACAUUCAUUUUUAAUCAAAUACUGUUAGAUUUGUGCAUAUAGUUGCUUCUAUAUUAUCUUAUAAUUAUUGUUGCUUGAUGAGAACUAUCAAAAAAUGACGAACGAAUUACAUUCAUAAAAUAUAUAAGAUAGAUCGAUUUUAUAAAUAUUCUUUUACUUACUUAUUCUUUAUUUUGACUAACAAUAAGACUAAGAACUAUCAUAUAUUUAAUUAAUAGAAAAACAGAAAUGUUCUUUCAAAAUUGAUCGAUUUCGUAAUUGAUAAAAUGGAAACAGAGUCUCUGAUAAAAUAAACUUAAAUAAUUAUUUAAUUGCAGAUUAUAAGAUUAAUAAUAGUAGUUUAUUAAUAAAUAAUACAAGUUAACAAGAUUUUGUUUAAAAAGAAGUACCUAUUAUAGAAUUGAUUUAGCUUUGACAAUUGUUAUUCUUAAGCUGUUGUAAAAUUGUUCAAUUUCUAUAUAUCUUUUUGUGUGUGUGUGUGUGUACAAAUUUGCAAUAGUAUUGAAAUAUUUAAUGCAACUAUAGGCAAUGUCUUUCUCCUUGCAAUAUAUAACAAAUGUACAAAUGAUAAUGGAAAAAUGUAAAAAAAGAAAGGAGUUAUAUCCCUGUUACAACAGAUAUAAAUACGUAUAUAAUCCAUACGUAUAUAUAUCAAUAAAUACAUUUAUGAUAAUUAAAAGUAACAAUUAACUAUAUGCAUAUAUAUAUAUAUAUAGAAUUGUUGCUGUAUAACUCGUUAACGAUUGAAAAAUGCAAAUAAUUAUUCCUUUAUGUAGUAAGUGUAUGUACAACUUAUACUUGCUCAAUGUACAGGUAUAGGAUAAUUUUUCUAUUUAUUUCUUAUAUUAU